AUGGCUUCCUCCGACGUGAACCCUCUCAUUUCGAACCAAAAGUCCUCGGAGCUCCAGGCAAUCCUCCACCCUCUGGUCCUCCUCACCAUAUCCGACUACAUCACCCGCCAUACUCUGCGGUCGCAGCAAGGACCCAUUGUCGGCGCCCUUCUCGGCCAGCAGAAUGGUCGCGAGAUUACUGUUGAACAUGCGUUUGAUUGUCACACGAUACCGGCACCUGAGGUGGAAGGAGGUUACCUUCUGGACUCCGGGCGCUUCGGCGCAAGACUAGAGCAGAUACACAAGGACCGAAGCCUAGACCUGGUCGGCUGGUACACUCUACUCGCAGUGACAGGCCCGACACCGACCAUCCUCCCGAUCCACCACCAGCUCCUCUCCGAAUUCAACGAGUCGGCUCUCCUCCUUGGCUUCCACCCUGAGGAAGUCUUUACUCAUUCCGUGGGCGGCAAGCUGCCCAUGACCAUCUAUGAGUCCAACUAUGAGGUAGACGACCCGAGGGCUGCCGAGGCUGAGGGCGAGGACAAGAAGAUGGAUGACGGAGAAUCAAAGCUCAAGCUACGCUUCCGCGAGCUGCCAUACACGGUAGAGACGGGCGAGGCUGAGAUGAUCAGCAUGGACCAUGUUGCGCGCGGUGCCGGCAACGCGACCGCCGUCGAAGCUCCCAAGGAGACCGCGAAGCCCAAGGUUCAGCUCGUUGAGUCGGGCGGCAAGCGUCGCGUCGUCGUUGCCGACAGCGCAGACGGCGACGAUACAGAGGCCCAGCUGUCUCCUGAAGAGGAAGAGAUGGUGGCCGCCCUCACGGCCAAGGCGAACGCCGUCAAGAUGCUUCAGGGCCGCAUCCGCCUCAUCACAACCUACCUCGAGCGCCUGCCGGCCGAACCCCUUGCCGGGGCGGACCAAGCCGACGCCGCAUCCGCCACCACAGGUGCACAAACUACACCAUCUCACACCAUCCUCCGCCAGAUUCAAGCCCUCGUGAACCGGCUGGAUCUCGUUGUUCCCUCUGACGCGGAGGGCUUCGAAAAGGAGGUACUCUGCGAGGAGAACGAGGUCGCCAUCACGUCACGUCUCAACGACCUCAUGCAGAGUAUCAGUGGCAUGCGCGACCUGGGCAAGAAGUUCAGCAUCGCCGAGUCCGCACGUGUCAGGAACCGCGGCGGUGCGGCGGCGGCCGACUUCUCCAGCUACGGCCCUUCCGGCUUCAACCUCCCGGGCGCGGGAGACAUUAUGAUGUAG
Messenger RNA from Colletotrichum lupini, 1236 nucleotides. Its product is annotated as signalosome subunit. The transcript has 2 exons. Lineage: Eukaryota; Fungi; Ascomycota; Sordariomycetes; Glomerellales; Glomerellaceae. Gene Ontology annotation, biological process: protein deneddylation. Gene Ontology annotation, cellular component: COP9 signalosome. Gene Ontology annotation, molecular function: metallopeptidase activity; protein binding. The record is from RefSeq and is a predicted model, not a curated record. The coding region runs from base 1 to 1236 and encodes 411 amino acids.